Molecule: messenger RNA, 2726 nt
Organism: Cladophialophora immunda
Lineage: Eukaryota; Fungi; Ascomycota; Eurotiomycetes; Chaetothyriales; Herpotrichiellaceae
Exons: 1
Coding region: 126-2216 (696 amino acids)
Biological process (GO): nuclear-transcribed mRNA catabolic process, deadenylation-dependent decay; translational termination; translation
Cellular component (GO): translation release factor complex
Molecular function (GO): translation release factor activity; GTP binding; GTPase activity
Source: RefSeq, a predicted model, not a curated record
CUCCUUCAGGCUCAGUUCUUGAUCUCCACUUGACUUUGACUCACCGCCUGUAAUCGUACGCUCCUUCUCUUCUUCAGGAGCCCUUUUCCGAUUCCUAUCAGUCGAAUUUUCAAGCAUUUUCGAAGAUGGCGGGCAAUUUUGAUUCCUGGGAAGACGCAGCGGCGCAAGAGGAAGACCUUUCAAAGAAGACACAGAAUAUGAGCGUGAAUGCCAACACUUUCAGGCCUGGAGCCGCAUCGUUUCAGCCUGGUGCUGCCACGUUCCAACCGGGACAGCCAUACCAGCAGAAUGGCUAUCAAAGCUAUGGGUAUGGGCAACAGCAAGGCUACAACCAAUACCCCCAGUACGGCCAGCAAUACAAUCAAUAUCCUCAAUAUCAACAGCAGCAACAGCAGCAGCAAGGCUACAAUCAAGGCUAUAGCAGCGGCCAAUUUGCCGCUUACAAUCAGACCCCCGGCGGCUUUCAACCCAGACAAGGCGCUCCCAUAAGUAUUGCGAAGAGGUCGGACACCCAGCCUGCAUCUGCCCCAACUCAACAGGUCCCCGCUCCAGCAACCAAGGCUGAAGCAGCCCCUGCAGCCCCUGCACCCAAACCACAGCCAGCUGCUGCGGCACCUCCCAAAGCGAAGGUCCUUUCGAUCGGUGUCCCAACGUCAGCAUCGGCCUCCCCUAAGAAACCUGCUUCUCCCACCACCAAGGACGAGCCCACUCCCCCAAAAGCUGAAGCCGGAGCCAAGGUUGCUGCGGCGAAAGCUGUCGAGAAGACCGGCGAAAAAAUCAGUGGGAAGACGUCCCCUGCGCCUUCAUCAGGAAAGUCUUCCCCCACACCGGCAGAUGCCAAAAAACAACGAAAUGCAGAUGAAGUCGCACAAUCGCAAACAGCCGAUGUGGACGCAUCAGUCCUACAAGAGAUGUACGGGAAGGAGCACGUCAACAUAAUUUUCAUUGGCCACGUCGAUGCCGGCAAAUCCACACUCGGUGGCCAGGUGCUCAUCCAAACAGGCAUGGUUGAUGAGCGUACUCUGGAGAAGUAUAAGCGGGACGCUAAAGAUGCCGGGCGAGAAACCUGGUACAUUUCUUGGGUAUUGGAUUUGAAUAAGGAAGAAAGAGCCAAGGGGAAGACAGUUGAAGUGGGCCGAGGCUUCUUUGAAACCGAGAAACGGAGAUACACGAUCCUCGAUGCGCCAGGUCAUAAAACGUACGUGCCGAACAUGUUGAGUGGUGCGGCUCAAGCAGAUGUGGCCAUCCUGGUUAUCUCUGCUCGAAAGGGCGAAUUCGAAACCGGGUUCGAAAAGGGUGGACAGACACAAGAGCAUGCCAUGCUGAUCAAAACCACGGGCGCCAAAGAGCUGGUCGUAGCCGUGAACAAAAUGGACGACCCUACCGUGGAAUGGUCCAAAGAACGAUACGACGAGAUCGUAGGCAAACUGAAACCAUACCUGAAAAAGCGAAUCGGCCUGGACUCCACCUUCAUGCCCAUCUCCGCGCAAACGGGCGUCAAUGUCAGAGACCGCAUCCCUCCGAACAUCGCGAGUUGGUAUAAAGGGCCUUCUCUCCUGGAAUUCUUGGACGGCAUGGCAAAGAUCCAGCGAAACAUCAAUGCACCCUUCAUGAUGCCCAUUGGCGCCAAAUACAGAGACAUGGGCACCAUGGUCGAAGGGCGUAUCGAAGCCGGUGUGGUUCAAAAGAGUUCGACCUUGGUUAUGAUGCCGAACCGUGAGGAAGUUGGCAUUGCGGCCCUCUAUGGCGAGACGGAAGAUGAAGUUGCUUACGCCACCUGCGGUGACCAAGUGCGCAUGCGCUUGCGGGGCAUUGAAGAAGAAGACAUCCAGCCGGGCUUCGUGCUCUGCUCGCCCAAACGUCUCGUCCACUGCGUCAAAGAGUUUGAGGCACAGAUCAACAUCGUGGAACUGAAAUCCAUCCUCUCUGCCGGCUUUAACUGCGUUAUACACGUACACGCCGCAACGGAAGAAGUUACGUUUGCGGCUUUGCUUCACAAACUCGAACCGAAAACAGGACGCAAGAGCAAGAAACCGCCCCCAUUUGCCGCAAAGGGACAGAACAUUAUUGCGAGAUUGCAGGUUACGAGCGGAGCCGGCAAGAUUUGUAUCGAGAGGUUUGAGGACUAUCCGCAGCUGGGACGGUUCACGCUGCGAGACCAAGGGCAGACCAUUGCAGUGGGCAAGAUCACCAAGCUGAUCUUUGAUGAUGAGUAAACGGAUACACAUGUGCACGGAGUCACAUCUGGAGGUUUGUUUGUCGUCCUUCCUUCAUUCGUGUACAGCAGGGCAGCCAGGAAUAGAACCGGCGGGCGUGCAGCACGAGACAUGCAUGAAUGGACAUGCCACGUGCGACCAGAGGCAAACAUUGUCAUCAACGCCGAGAUGGAUUGAGAUGAUCACGAGCAGUGCAUGACAGGACGGCUAGAAAUGGGGUUGCAUCAAUCCGGGGACAACGGCUUUGGGGACGCGGCUCGGGUGGAGGUUGUGGCCAUCCGCUGCGCAACGCUAUCAGGGGGAGGCAGGGAUGUAGAUGGUUACUCCUACUCUUACUCCUAUGUGCGCGAUCUGGGACGAAAUAAACACGAUAUGAGACUCCUACCGACUCCUCUUCCCUCAAACGAAUAAAAAUGCGUACCUGCAUACAUACCUUGCAUAUGUAGAUAGAUACCUGCCUAUACAACAGAACCUCGAAUGUCCCACAUAUUUAUUACUCGGCGGUAUACA